AUGUCAAAUAAUAAUGAAACAAUGGCAUAUAUUACUAAACUUCAGUCUAUAUCUGGACAAAUUACUUUCUCCAUGUCACUCAUUAUUCUUCUUUCUGGUAUUAUUGGAAAUCUACUCAAUUGUUUAGUAUUUGCUCAACGAUCUCUUCGAACUAAACCAUGUGUUGGGUAUUUUUUUGUGGCUAGUAUUUUAAAUUUAAUUGCUAUUUUUUCUGGAGUUACACCACGUGCAUUCCAAAGUUUCUUUUCAAUACCAGAUCAAACACUAACAGUCUCUGUUUUGUGUAAACUUCAGUUAUUUGUUGUUUUCUCUGCACGUACAAUAUCAUCAUGGCUUAUCGUUCUUGCUUCUAUUGAUCGAUAUUUGAUUUCUAGUCCUGAUGUCGUUUUACGUCGUAUGAGCAAUUUGAAAAAUACUUAUUUUUCGAUUUUAAUUGUUAGUAUUAUUUCAUUUUUAUUUUGGUCGGAAACUGGCUAUUGUUUUGAUGCUAAUCUAAUAGGAACACCACAGAAAUGUUAUGCAAAAUCAGAUGCAUGUCGUAUUUUCAAUGAUCUUGCUCAAUCUUUUAUCACAACAAUUAUUCCCUCAACAAUAAUGUUCGUAGUUGGUUUGUUUACGAUACGUAAUGUUCGAAAAUCUCAACAAAUAGGUGUUUUACCAAUUACUAUCGUUAAUCAGAAUACUGGAAUAACUAGAAGAAACGAACAAAGUCUAACUAUUAUGUUAAUUGCACAAGUUAUUCUUUUAACUAUAUUUACUCUUCCUCAAGCUGGACAAAAAUUUUACUCAACAUAUUCAUUUUAUCAAACAAAAACAAGCAGUCAACGAGCCUUGGAAAGCCUUCUGUUUAACUUUGUUCUUCUUUUCGGCUUUAUUUCAAGUUGUAUGCCGUUCUAUAUAUAUACUAUUACUGGUACUUUAUUCCGCAAAACUCUAUU
Messenger RNA from Adineta steineri, 938 nucleotides. NCBI's taxonomy places the organism in Eukaryota, Metazoa, Rotifera, Eurotatoria, Adinetida, Adinetidae. The record is from the annotation of a GenBank genome assembly.